Pecten maximus is the source of this 1442-nucleotide messenger RNA. Its product is annotated as UPF0565 protein C2orf69 homolog. NCBI's taxonomy places the organism in Eukaryota, Metazoa, Mollusca, Bivalvia, Pectinida, Pectinidae. The record is from RefSeq and is a predicted model, not a curated record. The transcript is spliced from 2 exons. The coding region runs from base 51 to 977 and encodes 308 amino acids. Gene Ontology annotation, cellular component: mitochondrion.
CCGGCAUCAGUAUGUAAACAAACUCAUGAUCAUUGCCACCCCCAGUGUAUAUGCUGUCAUUUCUUUUGAUUGUAUUAACUGAUGCUGCUAACGCGGUUGUAGUUAAUGGUUUGCGACGAAUGACAUCAACCAUGGCAACAAAACAGCGCCAAUGCCAACGACUGAUUGGGGUGCAAGGUUCCCGGAACAAAUUGAACGACGUGGUGGUCGCUGGACGAUCUGUCAAAACAGCCAAGCAGCAUAUCAUUUACUUCGGAGGAGAUGUCCAGGACUAUGAAGAGAAAAUGCAUGUAUGUAACACUGAAUAUAUACAGUGGAAUCUUGAGAGCACUGCAGAGUUGCUCUCUCAACGAUUUCCUGAAGGAAUGAUAAUGGUUGUGAAACCCAAAACUAUGUACUUAAACACAUUUAGUGUAUUUUCAAACUUUGUUGAUUUCUCUGAAUCUGGAUCUGUGCCUACACACAGAGAGGAAUGGGGUGGACUCUCCAAUUUAGUGAAACUCCAUGCAAGCAUACUAGACCAACUUCAUUCCGGCAUUCAGGAUUCAAGCAAUUCUUGUGAUGAAGAUGUCUGUGACCCAAAAGUUGAUAUUAUCUUGAUUGGAUUUAGUAAAGGGUGUGUUGUCCUUAACCAGUUUGUAUAUGAGCUGUUCUUGGCAGACAUUGAGGAGAAUGUAAAACUCUUUCUGGAGAAAGUGAAGUCAAUGUAUUGGUUGGAUGGAGGGCACAAUGGGGAAAGCAAUACUUGGGUCACUGACAGAGUCUUACUUAAACAGCUAGCUUCUCACAAGUUUGAACUGUUUUCACAUGUCACUCCAUACCAAGUAAUGGAUCCGAUGAGGGCGUGGCUUGGCGAGGAACAGGCCACUUUUGUGAAGGAGUUGAAAGAAUUAGGUGCAAACAUAAAUCAUUUUGAACAUCAUUUUGAUAAAAAGCCUUCUAUUGAGAACCAUUUUGAUGUUUUGAAGCAGUUUUAAAUUGCUCAAUGUGUAUAUCAAUGCAAACUGAUUGAAUACUACUCAUCAGUAUGUCAUAUCAGAUAUAUAAUAAUUAUGAUUAUAUGUAAUUUUAUUGCUCAGAUUGAAAGUCAUUAAUUAUGAUGAAGUUUAAAUGAUUACAGUGUGAUAUUGGUACGUAUACUGUUAUGUUAGAUUGUGUAUCAAAAGAGACUAGUGACUUUUCCUUGUUGUGAUUUGUAAUUUCUGUUGGAAUUAAGACAUUUGACUUCAUUGAGGAAUGUUAUGUAUUUUAUGCUUCAUUAUGAAAAUAUUUACCUUUAUGUAUUUUUUGUUUGUGAUUUAAUUUGUUUAGUGAUUGAAACAAUUUGCAACAAAACAAAAAAAAAUCCACUGAUUUUCUGUUUUUUAUGAACCUUUUACUUUUACCAUAUUGAUUUUUAAUAAACAUAAAAUGUUUACUGGGUAACAUAUUUAAUUAAAAUG